AUGUUCUCCCUUGUCCAAAGAUUUCAAAAUGUAUCAAAUCAGGCCUUUUCAUUGGGGAUUAUAAUGGUUGUAUUUAUCAUGGCAUCCUCGUAUUAUCAAUUAAUCAAUAAUAACGCGUUCUCAAUACCUAGUAAUAUUGAUAACGUGAAGACAUUAGUUAACGUUAGAACAAGUAGAUAUUUUGGCUCACAAAGGGGCAAGGCAAAGGAAAAUAUGAAGAUUAGAUUUGACUUGAAUACCGACCUCACUCCCCUAUUCAACUGGAAUACAAAGCAAGUAUUCGUUUAUCUAACCGCUGAAUAUAACAGUACUGAAAAAGUGUCCAGCGAGGUAACAUUUUGGGAUAAGAUUAUAAAAAGUAAAGAAGAUGCUGUGGUUGACGUGAAUGAUUUAAGGUCCAAAUAUUCUAUCUGGGAUAUUGAAGAUGGCAAGUUUGACGGUAAGGAUUUAGUUUUCAAGUUACAUUGGAAUGUUCAACCGUGGGUGGGACUGCUAACUUAUGGCGAAACGAUAGGUAAUUAUACACUUACCGUGGAAAAUAACGACAAUGUUUAA
Molecule: messenger RNA, 555 nt
Organism: Saccharomyces mikatae IFO 1815
Lineage: Eukaryota; Fungi; Ascomycota; Saccharomycetes; Saccharomycetales; Saccharomycetaceae
Gene: SPC3
Product: signal peptidase complex subunit SPC3
Exons: 1
Coding region: 1-555 (184 amino acids)
Biological process (GO): protein targeting to ER
Cellular component (GO): signal peptidase complex; membrane
Source: RefSeq, a predicted model, not a curated record